AGAUGAACUAUGCUUUCCAAGAAACACGUUUUUUCUAGCUAAAAAUAUCUAACAAAAAAAAGUGACAGGAAAAAAUAAAUAUCUUCUUGGUUUCAAGCAACCAUCCAUUUGUUCCAAAAGAAGAAGAAGAAGAAGAAGAAGAAGAAGACCAGGCUUGUUUGCCUUUCAUUUUAUUUGGAAGAGAGCAUGGAAGAUAUCCUCUUCAGAGAAGCAGCAAUUGAACAUGGAGAUGAGCAACUGAAAGACCGGCAACAUGAACCAAGCUUCGGCUGGUGGCUGCUUCGACUGCAACAUAUGCCUGGACUUCGCCGUCGACCCUGUGGUUACCCUUUGUGGUCAUCUCUAUUGUUGGCCUUGCAUUUACAAGUGGUUGCAAGUCCAGGCUGAGGAGGUGGAACAGCAAUGCCCCGUCUGCAAAGCAACUCUCUCUGAGAAUACCUUGGUUCCGCUCUACGGCCGUGGCCAUUACACAACUGACGGCAAGCAAUCAAACAGUCAAGUGCCACAGCGCCGACCUGCGGUCAAGUAUGAUAAUAGUGAUAUACAACACCUUGUUCAUCACCACCAGCACCAACGGCGACAAUACCUUGAGAGUCACAUUGAUACUUACAAUGGUAAUCUGCAUUCUGGUUCGGCGGAGAAUAGAGUGAUGUCCUCCAGAGAUGUGCUUGGAGGGAUAGCUAGUGCGGUGGUUCCAUGGGCGUUCCGUGGACAAGCGCCAGGGAUGUACAACUUCAGCAUGAAUCAUCAGACGGGGAAUGUGGAGGACUUGAGACUGAGGCAGCAUGAAAUGGAGAGUGAGAAAUCACUGUACCAGAUCUGGAUCUUUCUCUCUUGCUGUGCAUUGCUGUGCCUCAUCCUCUUCUGAUCAUUUGAGACAACUCAUUGGUUUACUGUUCUGCUUGAAAUGCUGUAAAUAAGAUGUACGUAGAUGCUAAUAAGCAUGGCCUCAUCAAGCAAAUAAUUAGAAUCAUAGAUGCUAAGAUGAUUUUGAAAAGAGAGGUUGAGCGGUAUUGAUACCGAGAUGCUGAUGAUGGUUGAGUAGACACUGCAGGUAGUCUGUAUUUGCAUGAUUGCAUUACUUUUGAGAUUGUGUAAGCAUCUAGCAUAAACAAUGAGUUGUGAAUGUCUUCAUUUCACUUUUGAAAAAUCAA
Messenger RNA from Dioscorea cayenensis subsp. rotundata (Guinea yam), 1154 nucleotides. RefSeq names its product E3 ubiquitin-protein ligase RMA1H1-like. The coding region runs from base 254 to 868 and encodes 204 amino acids. NCBI's taxonomy places the organism in Eukaryota, Viridiplantae, Streptophyta, Magnoliopsida, Dioscoreales, Dioscoreaceae. Gene Ontology annotation, molecular function: ubiquitin-like protein conjugating enzyme binding; metal ion binding; ubiquitin protein ligase activity. The record is from RefSeq and is a predicted model, not a curated record. The transcript is spliced from 2 exons. Gene Ontology annotation, biological process: ubiquitin-dependent protein catabolic process. Gene Ontology annotation, cellular component: endoplasmic reticulum.